AUGGCCAUGGCCCGGCGGGCUGCCUUCAGCGCUAGCGGCCUAGCAACAGGGGUCCUUUUGGCGGACCAUCUGCGCCGUCAUUGGGUUUCUGGGACCGCCAGGUAUGCCAGGUGUGAAGCGAGCGACAAGCGUUUUGAGCUGGUGUCAAAGGAGAAAUACCUGGAAUCGAAGCGGGCGGCAUCGACGAAUUACUUCCAGGCGCCGGGUGGCAUGAGAUGCUGCGACCUGAAGAUCGGGUCCGGGGAGGAGGUCGCCGAGAAGGGCUGGCUCGUUUGCAUCCACUUUGAAGGAAAGUGGCUCAACGGAAAGGUGAUUGAGUCCUCCUACAAUGCCGGGCCGAGUCCACUGUGCAUUGAGGCCGGGAACUCACCCGAAUUUCCUGCACUCGGCGAAGGGGUGCUGGGCAUGCGCUCAGGAGGGCGACGGGAGCUCAUCAUCCCGCCCAGCAUGAACCGUGCUGGUGUGGAGGAGGUGAUGAUUUACAUAGUCGAAGUGGCGAGUGUUGCGCAGCCAACCUCUGACGGAACCGUGCAUCAGCACGAGAGACCACCGCAGCACGCGAACGAGGACAUGUUCUCCAGCGCACCCUGGUUGCAAGACGGGCAAGACCACAGCAGGUCAAACCUCAUUGGUGCAGUCAGCCGCGUUCGGAACAACUUAGCAAUGAGUACCCACCGCUUCUUCCAAGACCGAGGGUUCUUGUAUGUGCACACCCCCAUUAUCACCACGGCAGAUUGCGAGGGAGCUGGUGAGAUGUUCCGCAUCAGUGCUGAGAAGGGAGAGGAGGCGAUCGAAAGCAAGGCCGCAACGGACAGCGAGGAGUUCUUUGGUCGAGCGGCAUAUCUUACGGUCAGCGGGCAGUUGGCAGUGGAAAACUUCUGCUGCGGGCUGGGUGAUGUUUACACCUUUGGCCCUACUUUCCGUGCUGAGAAUUCCAGCACUACUAGGCAUCUGGCCGAGUUCUGGAUGAUCGAGCCAGAGAUUGCCUUCGCCAACUUGGAGGACGACAUGGACUGCGCGGAAGCUUUCAUCAGGUUCUGUGUGUCCAAUGUCCUGGAGUCCUGCAAGUCUGAUGUCAACUUUUUCAACCUGCGGGUAGACAAGGAGAUCCAGGAGAGGCUGGAGCUGAUUGCUUCCAAGCCCUUCGCCCGCAUGAGCUACACGGAGGCAGUGGAGGUCCUGCAGAAGCACAUCAAAGCCGGGGACGUGAAGUUCGAGUUUGAAGUCGAAUGGGGCAAGGAGCUUCAAACAGAACACGAGAAGUUCCUCACCGAUGUGGUGUGCAAAGGUCCCUGCAUCGUCUACAACUAUCCCAAGGACUGCAAGGCUUUCUACAUGAGGCUCAACGAGGACGGCAAGACGGUGGCUGCCAUGGACCUUCUGUGCCCAGGAUACUGCAAGUCAUGGAUCUUCAUGGCGCAAGCGCCCACUUCCCUGAUCCCUGGAUUCGAGGAAUUGGAGAGCUUGUAG
Molecule: messenger RNA, 1470 nt
Organism: Symbiodinium sp. CCMP2592
Lineage: Eukaryota; Dinophyceae; Suessiales; Symbiodiniaceae
Source: the annotation of a GenBank genome assembly